Messenger RNA from Cottoperca gobio, 2460 nucleotides. It is a transcript of the gene ei24, whose product is annotated as EI24 autophagy associated transmembrane protein. Gene Ontology annotation, cellular component: endoplasmic reticulum. The record is from RefSeq and is a predicted model, not a curated record. The transcript has 11 exons. Bases 250 to 1272 code for a protein of 340 amino acids. NCBI's taxonomy places the organism in Eukaryota, Metazoa, Chordata, Actinopteri, Perciformes, Bovichtidae. Gene Ontology annotation, biological process: macroautophagy.
UACACUUCCCAUGAUCCUUAGAAAUCGGAGCUUGCGCAAUAUGUUUUCCACGGCCCUGGCUGAUGGUAGUGUAUGUUUGGUGUUGUUGUUUUCACAGUAAGAGGCAAAAGAAAGAAUUAACGAAGUUAAUAUUACCCUGAACCUUUCGCAUGAGGUUACUGGGUGAGCCCCUCCCUGCCAUGAGAGCUGACCACCAGGUCACCAGUCCCCCCUCCUUCUGCAGUUGAUGGAUCUGCAGCUGGUCCAGAGAUGACAGACAGCGUCAGGGCCUUCCUCCGCAAUGUUGCGACGGGGAUCAAGGACUCCAUAUUGGGGAUUGGAACAAUCUCCAAGCUGGAUGCCCGCAUCCAGCAGAAAAGGGAAGAGCAGCGGAGGAGAAGGGCCAGCGGGGCCCUGGCACAGAGACGGGCACAGAGUGAGGAGCGCAAACCAGACAAUGACCCCAAAGUAGCCAGCAGGAUCUUUCAGUGCUGUGCCUGGAAUGGAGGAGUGUUCUGGCUCAGUCUGUUUCUCUUCUACCGGGUGUUUAUCCCCCUGCUGCAGACUCUCACUGGAAAAAUCAUCGGUGACCCCUCCCUCCAUGGCAGUGUGUGGUCCUGGUUAGAGUUCAUCCUGACCUCCGUCUUCAGUGCUCUCUGGGUUCUCCCUCUGUUCGUCCUCAGCAAGAUAGUCAACGCCAUCUGGUUCCAGGAUAUAGCUGACCUAGCAUUUGAAGUGUCUGGAUGUAAAGCGCUGCCGUUCCCCAGUGUCAGCAAGAUCAUCGCAGACAUGCUCUUUAACCUUCUUCUCCAGGCACUCUUCCUCAUCCAGGGCAUGAUUGUUAGCCUCUUUCCUAUCGAUGCCAUUGGACAGAUGGUUAGCCUCCUCCACAUGUCUCUGCUCUACUCCCUGUACUGCUUUGAGUAUCGCUGGUUCAACCAUGGCAUUGAGAUGCACCAGCGGCUGUCCAAUAUCGAGAGGAACUGGCCCUAUUACUUCGGCUUUGGUUUGCCCAUGGCUCUGCUGACCGCCCUGCCCUCCUCAUACAUCAUCAGUGGCUGCUUGUUCUCCAUCCUCUUCCCUCUAUUCAUCAUCAGCGCUAAUGAGGCCAAGACACCAACAAAGCUGUACCACUUCCAGCUGCGUCUCUUCUCCCUGGUUGUGCUGAUCAGCAACAAGCUUUUCCACAAGACAGUCCACCUGCAGUCCUCCAUGACGUCGUCCACCUCCUCAGAGAGGCUGUCCUCCCCCCACACCUCCCCGACCCGCCACAGACCUCUUCCCACACAAUGAUGGAUCCACUUGAAGGAGAUAGGAAAGCAGUUGAUGAAGGGCUUCAUCAAUGUGAAAAAGUGAAUUUUCCAGAUGGAGUUCCUUUAUUGAAGAUGAUAUGUGGUUUAGGACAAAGGGUUUACAUGUUUUUAUCUAAUCUCUGUUACUUUGGUUCUUCUUGCAGAACCCACCAGACACAUUUUCAGUGUGACACAAAUCAACGGGCCUGUGCCUCACUCUCAAAACACAUUAUAUACUCUGCUCUUGACUUGUUUUCUUUUGUGAAUUUUUCUUUUCUUUUUUUUGUAAAAUGUGCCAUUUGAGUGAAUCUCCUUAAAAAUUAAUCGCAGCACAAGAAAUCAUUUAGUUUUAAUAUGUUUAAGAAAACUUGCGACGAAAGGAUUUUUUAACUGAAGGGGCUUGUUUGCAUUCAGAAGCAAAGCACAGUCUUGUUGUACGUACAGUACAUGUUUUCUUGAUGUUGCAAGUCAGAUUCCUUCCUCACAGAUUGAAUGCUUUGUUGCACAUGGAUGUUUUUCUGUCCUAGCAGUUCCAGAAAUAACCUUGUAGAAUAUACAAAUGUGUUCAAGAGCUGCUAUGAAAAAGGAUUGGUGACCUUAGUAAUGGAAACCAAAUAACAAAGUCACUCUUUUCACGUGUUGACUAAAGGUUAGUUUGGUGUGUCAUCCCACAUUAAAUCUCACUCCACUGUCUGAGAUGUACAUGUUGCAAAUCACAAAGUGACACCAGUUAAGGAAAAGCUGCUGUAGCGUUUUCAUUCUGUGUGAAUUUAGUAGGUGAUAGGUGACAUGACACUGCCAAACUGUUGCAUCUAUGUUUUGUUUAUUCACUACACUACAACCACUACAAUGCUAAUCUCUGUAAUAAAGGAAGGAGUCACAUAGUUAGUCUUUAUAUCUUAACAAAUGGGUGAUUGGUCCCUACAGAUCAUCAGAUGUUCAAUUUCUGUGCUGUGGAUAAUAUUAAUACAUCCCGAAUGUUCAACCAGAAGCCCACCACCAUGCCGCUACCCAGUCACCAACCUUUCUUUCACUCAUCAGAGCUCAUGGCCAUGGGGAGGGGCCAGAAUUUUGAAAUGGUGUGCAAUUAUUGUAAGAAGAGCAUAGUGUUUGUGCAGAAUGAUGUAUGUAAGUGAGGUUUUGUAAAAGUAAUACGUCUAAUUUCAAUAAAAUUGGUCAGUAUUCAAUA